Myxocyprinus asiaticus (Chinese sucker) is the source of this 1425-nucleotide messenger RNA. Its product is annotated as beta-1,4 N-acetylgalactosaminyltransferase 2-like. The coding region runs from base 1 to 1410 and encodes 469 amino acids. Gene Ontology annotation, biological process: UDP-N-acetylgalactosamine metabolic process; UDP-N-acetylglucosamine metabolic process. The record is from RefSeq and is a predicted model, not a curated record. The transcript is spliced from 10 exons. NCBI's taxonomy places the organism in Eukaryota, Metazoa, Chordata, Actinopteri, Cypriniformes, Catostomidae.
AUGAACUGCACCCGUCACUUCCUGCUUAAAUGUUUCCUGAUUCUGCUUGGUAUGACUGCAUUGAGCAUUUGCUUUAUGCAAAGUGGAAUGUUAAAAAGCAUGAAAGGCUUACUAGAAUCCCGCAUUGGACCAUUUCUCAAUACAAAUCGUUCAUCGUGUUCAAGUAAGGGAGCUUUACUCACAAAACAACAUAUACCACAAAGGCAGUUGAAGGACAUUCUUAAAAGGAGAGCAGAGGAGUACAGGCAACACCAACUCAGGACAAGGACAUACUUUGACAGUCUUAUUGUUGUGCCAUCCAACUCUCCUCUCCAAUAUCCAGUCACAGGUUUUACAGUAUCUCCUCUUACAAAAUCUGUCAUACCAGGUCUUGCUCUUCAUGCACAAAAGAGGGAGGAGUACCAGGUGUCCCUGCAUGUGAAGAGUGGAGUGCUCUUAGUGAAGAAUGCUCUAGUGGAUGACAAGGUGGAUGGACAGGGUCAGAAUGAAUUAAACAUCUCAUCCACCAGUCUCUCACACCUCAAUAAUCUUCUGGGCAGAGUAACCUACACUAGCACCACUUACCACAUCAGAUCAUCAGAUCUGGUUAAUUUCUCUUUUGAGAACUAUGAGGCCAUAUUUCCUAUCAUGAUUAGAAGACCUACCGUCCCUGUUCUGUAUGACCCAGGAGAAGAUGUUAACUCACAAGUGACCAUAACAACCAAGACCUUUCUGAGGUAUAGGGAGUUGAACGUCCUCAUCAACAGCAUCCGGAACAUUUACCCCAAAAUCAAGAUCAUCAUUGUUGACGACAGCCUGAAUCCAGAAAGUGUUCGUGGCGACAACAUAGAACAAUAUAUAAUGCCUCCUGCACAGGGCUGGUUUGCAGGCAGGAAUCUGGCUGUAUCACAAGUCACCACCAAAUACUUCUUGUGGGUGGACGACGACUUUAUGUUCCUGAAUGGGACACGGAUCGAGAGCUUUGUGGAGAUUAUGGAAGCGAUUCCAGAGCUGGACAUUCUUGGUGGUGCGGUAUCAGGUGAUCAGUAUUAUUUCAAUUUUGAGUAUGAAGAGGGAGAUGAAGAGGAGGGCGGCUGCCUAAAACGCAUUAAAAAAGGGUAUCAUCAGCCACUUCCAGGCUUUGAUGGCUGCCUUUUGGUUGAUGGGGUUGUUAAUUAUUUCUUGGCUCGGACUGAUGCUGUGAGAAGGGUUGGCUUUGACCCUUUCCUGAAACGGGUGGCUCAUUCUGAGUUCUUCAUGGAUGGACUUGGACAGCUGAUGGUUGCCUCCUGUAAAGGCCUCUCCGUUGGUCACCAGAAACAUCGGUCAGAUGGCAAAUAUUCUUCUUACAGGAGUCAGAAGAAAACUGAUGCAAGGAAGAAAGUGUAUCAUCAUUUCUUCAAGAACUAUCUGAAAUUUAUCAAGUUCUGAAGGGCUUUUUUAUCC